Molecule: messenger RNA, 354 nt
Organism: Trichomonas vaginalis G3
Lineage: Eukaryota; Parabasalia; Trichomonadida; Trichomonadidae
Product: protein of unknown function, DUF4106 family
Exons: 1
Coding region: 1-354 (117 amino acids)
Source: RefSeq, a predicted model, not a curated record
AUGGAAAGAAAACCAGAAUGGCUACAAAAACAUAUAUUUGGAAACGAGCAUAUUCCAUAUGGACAGGCACUGUUUGAAGAGCUUGAACCAGAAACUCAGGACAGAGUCAUGCAAACAAUAAGCGACGACUCAAAUACAAACUAUGACAAAAUCUUUCUAGGAUAUAGGUUACCUGAGAUGGGCGACCAGAGCCAAAAGGCAAAAAGGACAUGGGAAAUUUGCAACAUACUAGAUGAACAUAAUGCAAAGAUGCAACAACUUCAAGCAGAGGGCAAUGAAGGAAAAAGAAGAGUUAAAAACUCAGUCAGGAAGAAAGUAAAGCUUGGUCCACGUGGGUUCUAUUAUGACAUAUAA